Molecule: messenger RNA, 855 nt
Organism: Chironomus riparius
Lineage: Eukaryota; Metazoa; Arthropoda; Insecta; Diptera; Chironomidae
Source: the annotation of a GenBank genome assembly
UAAUUUUCAAGAUUCUUUUCUGAUCGAGAAAAAUUAUUAAAUUAUUAAAAAUUAAGGUAUUUCUAGACAUAAAUUAAUUAAAAUGAGUAGCAUAAAGUUCAUCUGGUCUCUGAUGGCAUCAGUUUUUGUACUGAUUUCAUCGAUUUCUUCACAAAGUGCAUUUGAUUCUCAUUUAAAUGUUCAACUGUAUCAUUCAUUGGAUGCUAAUGAUGUUACUGGAUUUACAUCAAGAGGAAAUAUCACAAUAAUUUCAAUUAAUCUUGGUGAUAUAGUCGUUAACCAAAAAGAAUUAAAUAGUAAGGAACGGGAUGUUUUAAAGAGACUUGCCAAAGACAAAAAGCUAUAUAGAUUAAAGGCUGAAGUUGUUGGGAGUGAUGGAGUCAAAACUACAUUUUUGAGCUCCUUAAAAGCUUGUCAUUUAAUCCAAUCGGCACUUCAUGAUUUUAUUACCAUCAAUUUUGAUCAUAACAACGCAGUCCUAGGUGUAAACAUUAAGGCAGUAAGCUUAGAUGAAACAUCAGAUGAUUGCGAUAACUUGGGAUUAGAUAAUUUCAAUGAAUUCAGCACAGUCGUUAAUUUAAAGAAUAUUGAAGCAGCUCCAAUUCCAGACACUCAAGGGUUCAUCCAGAAAUUAGAACGAGAGAAGGAAAUGAGAGAUAAAGGAGAAAUUGACAACAGAUCCUUUAUACAGAAGUACUGGAUGUAUAUUGUACCAGCUGUAAUCUUACUCCUCGUUAGUGGUGUCACAAAUACAGAAGGUCAAGGAGCUGCUCGAUAAAGUAAAUUAUUUAAUUCUAGUGCAACAUUGCUUGAUGUUUUGUGGAAUAAAGGUAUGAAUGUUUUAUGAAACAUUAA